Bombina bombina (fire-bellied toad) is the source of this 5092-nucleotide messenger RNA. RefSeq names its product Cdk5 and Abl enzyme substrate 2 (gene CABLES2). Gene Ontology annotation, biological process: regulation of cell cycle. The transcript is spliced from 9 exons. Bases 35 to 1441 code for a protein of 468 amino acids. The record is from RefSeq and is a predicted model, not a curated record. NCBI's taxonomy places the organism in Eukaryota, Metazoa, Chordata, Amphibia, Anura, Bombinatoridae.
CAGCUUCCCCCUGAUCCGGGGACUCAAUUAUAGAAUGGCCGCCGCUGCUUGCGGCUCCCCCGGUGUCGCAGGCCCUGGAAGUCGGUCCGGAGAGCUUACCCAGCAGGCAGGAUCUCACCGGAGGAACCGGGGUACUGAUUCUAGGCGCAGACAGGCUGCCCUAUUUUUUCUUAACAACAUUUCUUUAGAUGGGCGGCCGCUGUGUCCAGUUCCCCAGCAGGCUUGGGAGGCCGCACCACCGAAAGAUGGUUUUGAACCGGCCGUCACCUCUCUCAGUCCUUCUCCACGGAUCCCCUCCAUCAAUGGUCCCAGGAUUAUACUGCCCAGGGACCCCGCAGAGGAAAUGGGGAAAACUAAAGUCGGUUUCUGCACACCUUCACCGGCUAUCAGAACAGUGCAGUCCUUAGGAAUAAUAAGUACCAGCACCUACACAGGAGAGAAGCUCAGUACGAAGCUUCAAUCUGAGUCUCCACAACAGUCUGUUUUAAAAAAGGUCCAUUUCAUUAAAAACAUGAAACAGUACGACAUCCGGAAUGGCAGAAUAGUUCUUAUCUGUGGUAAAAGAUCACUCUGUGGAGCGUUUUCUGUCCUGCCAUAUGGAGAGUGCCUAAGAAUCAGUGAUCUUCGAGUGGAAGGGACUCGACAGCGACAUCCUUCAGGGGGUGUCCCCUCUGCAAGUGACCCAGUAUUUGGAAUGGAAGGAGUGGUGCUAGGAGCAGAAGGACAGGUGGUCUCAUAUGCAAAGUUUCUGUACCCAACAAAUGCCCUUGUCAGCCAAAAAAGUGAAGGUCACGCUGUCACUUCCCAAAACAGAGCCAGCACAUAUGAGUCGGCCAAAAGAAACUUUUCAUCUACAAGAUUCUCAAAAGUGGUGCCAGGAACUGAAAUAGAUAUAGGUGAGACUGUAGAAUAUAACCCCAACAUUCUUGACGAUCCUCAGUGGCCAUGUGGAAAACACAAGCGUGUUCUCAUCUUUGCUUCCUACAUGACAACCAUAAUUGAGUAUGUUAAGCCAUCGGAUUUGAAGAAGGACAUGAAUGAAACUUUCAAAGAGAAAUUCCCAUAUGUGAAGCUCACCCUGAGCAAAAGCAGGAGCUUAAAGCGUGAGAUGAGAAACGUAGCACGGGAGUGUAACCUGGAGCCUGUAACUGUGGCUAUGUCCUAUGUCUACUUUGAGAAGCUGGUCCUGCAGGGCAAGGUGAACAAACAGAACCGCAAGCUAUGUGCAGGAGCCUGUGUGCUGCUGGCUGCCAAGAUCAGUAGCGACUUCAAGAAGCCAGAACUAAAGCAUCUGCUUGAUAAACUAGAAGAACGCUUCCGAACCGAUCGUCUUGAUCUGGUAGCAUUUGAGUUGACGGUUCUUGUUGCUAUGGAACUGGCCCUUUACCUCCCAGAGUCACAAGUAUUGCCUCAUUUUCGACGGCUGACUAAACAGCAGUAGUAGGGAUGUGCACCCUUAUUCUGCAAGCUAAUCAUCCUAACUGCUCUUUCUUCAUAGGAUGGAAAAAAACAAGUGACAAAGAUUAGAUUCUCACCUGUUGCAGAGCCAUUUACCAUUCUGUAGUUACAGUGCUCUGUCAGCUUAAAUGGUUUGAUGAUUGUAACAAAAAAAAAAAGGCAACAUGUAACCAUAGAUACCUUAGAAUAUCUAGCAUUUUGUUAUUUUUACAAAUAAAAUGAUAUAUAUAGCUCUCUCUCCCCUUACCAAAAAGAUAUGCAAGGUUGUAAACCAUAAGCACACUUUAGCAUCUUCUGCGUUGUUGCUAUAGGUUGUUCUGGCACUGGAGAUGGUAAGUCCCAGUUUUAUUUUUGUUUGUACAAAAAAAGAUGGUAAUAAAUGGCAAUAAAGAGCGUGUUCCACAAUGUUUAUUUUUAUAAACUGACAGCGUGAUAAGUGGAACUAUAGUUUUUCGUAUUGUUCAAUAUAUAUUUUUUUUUAACAUUUCUCAUUGGUUUCUAAUGGUUUUUAAAAUGUACAUAUGUGUUGCUUCCUAGUAGUUGCAUUCCAAAAAACAAUGAUACAUUUUUUUAAAAUAUGCAUAUUCUGAUGUGCCUAAAUUAAUCUGGUCUGGAACCAGUGUUUUUUAAUUUAAUGUAUUAUGUUACAUGCAUGUCAACAUGUCUUUAUUUUUGUACAUAUUUUCCAGAUUAUUGUAGUGGAGUUUUGUGAAUUGCAGUAAUAUUAAAGGGCCAUAGUAGUCGAAGAAUGAUGUGCUAGAUUUUAGAACAUGUAAUUUAUGACGCAACCCCGAGCAGCACCUGCACUGUGUGUUGAACACCUUUGCGUGUUUUAAACAAGCAGUGUUACAGGGUUGAUAGGGCACGUCAUUUUUCUACUACUAUGGCCCUUUAACAACAUUGUUCAUGGCAUUACUACCUACACAGUUAGUCAUUUUAGCCUCUAAGACUCCCUGUCAUAGACCGUACAGAUUCUCUUUUCAAAGUAAUAUAAGUAGGUAGCUCCUACCGUACUUGUGUGACAUUUAUUUUUUUAGCCAUGUGUAUAGGAAGUACCUUUCAUGUCUUUGUCAUUGGAAUAGAAUGCAAACCAUACCUGCAAUGAGAAUUCUCAUGUUAAUUUACAUUAUAGAUUGCUAGAAAAAAAGUUGUUGCGUCAUUAGGCUUUUUCUAAUAUACUAAAUUCCUUAUACCUUGUUAGCACCAAGUUUUUCAGUAAAGCUGAUAUUUCUGGCUGAAUAUAUAUAUAUAUAUAUAUAUAUAUAUAUAUAUAUAUAUAUAUAUAUAUACACACGUAUAUUGUAUGUACUUCUGUUCUUUUGGUAAAACCGUCCUGUGAGCACAGCCUUUGAUACCAAUCUUCGCCUCUGUAAAGGUAACAUGUUGCUGUAAGAUAGCAGUGCUGUUAUGGCUACAGCUACCUUUUGUUCUUCCAAGCAUUGUUAACCACUGUGACUAACCAUAUAAGCUGAUGUGUGUCACACAAACAAUAACAAUAAACUCUCUGUGAGAGACUUUUAUUUCAGCACAUUAGUCGUGCUAUACCGUUUCAUUACUUGUGGGUUGAUGCAGUGCAAAAUACUUGAUCUAGCUUGAAAACUGUUAAAUUAUUUGACUUUUUGAAUUAUCCUUCUGGCAAUGUACUAGGCCUCUCCUGGGUCUAUAAUAAAUAUAAAUGUGCUCUGAAGUCACCUUUAUUUCUUUUGUUGACUGACACUGUGUGUGACAGUGACAAAUUCUCUGGUAGCAUGUUUCUUUUAGAGACAUCAGCAUUUGUAUUCUCGUUUUUGAUUGGAGCCGUAGAUAAAUAUAAACUAAUUUAAUAUUCUUUUUUUUUUAAUAAUUACAAGGUUAGGCUUAAAUUAAACUUGAUGUCAAAAUGUGGCUGAAUGAUGAAACCAAAUCAUUUUAAACUUUUGGGAAUAUCUUAUAUUUUUCCAUUUUUAGGUGUAAAAGUGGUAAUUCUCUGACCUUUAAAUUUCUGCUGGUGAAAAUGCUGUAAUUUCUUAUAGCGAAACAUGGAAAAAGGCCUUGAUUUUUCAUUCCCACUUGGAAGACUCAAUGCUGAGUCCUGCUAUGCUUCAGCUUCUAUACAUACCAGCAACAUUGAUUUUUAUUGGCAAUUUUUCAACCAGCAUAUUUUAUUUUUUUUGUCCUUUCUUCCAACAUCAGUGUUUUCAGCACACAUAUGUAAUCUCUGCCAAAAAUAAUUUAAAUGCUUUUAUUAUACCGUUGUGCAACUCUACUGGUUUUAAUACGGUCACUUGUAAAGGCCUGCAACACCUUUUGAGCACAGCAUGUUAGUCUAGUUGUCAAUCAAGAUGUUUAGUCUGUUAUGGUGUGAAAAAAGUGUACACACUGUCAUUUUUUUACCCAUUUUUUUUUAGGUAAGAAAUAGUCCACAGUUAUAUGUGAUAAAUGUAAAAUUGGUGACCCUUAUAACAAUCAAAGGAAAAACCAUUAAGCCAGUUAUCAGUUUUACUAAACCCAUAGAUACAUACAGUUCAAAUAUACUUUUAGAUGUUCUAAUCUGACCUUUUCCUUCACUGCAAGUAAAAGGUGCAAGAUGUGAAUAUAAUGAUCAAUGCAUAUAAUUUAUUUCUUUAAAGAUAUUGUUCAGUAUGUAUUUUAGAACUACACUAGUACAUGUGCAAACAUAUCCAAAAACCACAUACAUAGGACUGACAGUCACAAAGUGUAGUGAAAUAAGCCAGUAAGUAAAUUGAGCUAUCUACGUAUGUUGUUGCAGAAGAGAAGUAGAACCCCUUAGAAUGUAAGCCUAGUUGUUUGUAGGUCGCCUAUGUAAGGGCCGACUACAGCAGUGCAACUCUCGGCAGGGCCCUCUACCCAUUUGAUCCCUAUAAAUGUUCUUGUAUACUGCCUAUGUUUAUAGCGCUGAGGAAUCUGUUGGCGCUCUACAAAUACCUGAUAAUAAUAAUAAUGGGGGAAUCGGGGGGGUCAGAUAUGAAGAAUAGGAGGGUUUAGUUUAAGACCCUGUGCCGUAGGUUGGAUAUUUUGGCAUUAUAGUUGAGAAUUUGACUGUGAGUCUUCCCUUUUACCAUUAAAAAUGUGACUGAAAUAUGCUUCAGUGUUGCACAGCUGGAGUUCAAGAAAAGUAGAUAGUAAUUUGCUAGUAAAAUUAUUUAUUUUUGCUUGCUAUAUGGGUCGGAUAUUUUGCACAGUCUUUAUUAUGUAAUAUGUUUAGUCUCUGAAUUUUUCAUUCAUGUUGGCCGUCCACAAAAGGUUUGCAGGAUCUUUCCUUAGUUAAAAAUGGAGAUGCCUUUUACUGUAGAAUUUUAACUUGUUUUUUAAAUAUUUAAAAAUAUAGUUGUUUAUAAACUAAAAGGAGAUUUGUUUUAUUUUUCAGGUGUUUUCUUAUUUUAUUGCUGAGUUGUGUAACUUUUAUAUAUCAAAAACUGUGUUUUUAUGGUGCUUCCAGAGUAAUUUAUGCCAAUGAAAUAAAAAUCCCUUUAAAUUUGUAUUGUGCCUAUAAAUUGUACAUGUUUUGCAGUAGAUUUACUAACAAUAAGCACUUUGUUUGUAAUUUCAUUCCAAUUUGUUCUUAAUGGACAAUUCAUUUGUGAUAUUACAAAGUGGAUGUACAAUUAAAGUUUUUUUAAAUACAAAUUUAAAA